Messenger RNA from Pseudomyrmex gracilis, 4012 nucleotides. It is a transcript of the gene Inx3, whose product is annotated as innexin inx3. Gene Ontology annotation, cellular component: plasma membrane; gap junction. Gene Ontology annotation, molecular function: gap junction channel activity. The coding region runs from base 521 to 1735 and encodes 404 amino acids. The record is from RefSeq and is a predicted model, not a curated record. NCBI's taxonomy places the organism in Eukaryota, Metazoa, Arthropoda, Insecta, Hymenoptera, Formicidae. Gene Ontology annotation, biological process: phototransduction. The transcript has 5 exons.
CGUACGCCGGGCCCAGUUGAUGCGUCGCGCGGUAGUGAGUUCGGUCGAGGCUUGUGUUCGUGCCACACGAACUUGUUAGAAAGACCAGGUAGAGAGAAGAAAAGAAAAAGGACGCCGUCCAUCGGGCGAUCACAUUCUCUUUUUUUUGUAUUUUCCUUCUGUUUUACGUCCGUCAAUUUCUCUUUGUGGUGCUUUGCAGUGUCGCGCGUCUCCGUUACCCCGACGAAGAAGCGUGUCACACGGAAGACGCGAUCGCGAGGUGCAACAGAUCGCGCGUUUCGACGAUUCUCACCCUUCUUUUCUUCGGCUAAGAGAGAAAAGAGGGAGACGGCCAAUCACCAAUCUCUAACUGAACCGACGCAUCGCUUGCGCGCGCAAUUUCGGGCCCCGAACAGCAACAGGCAAGUUCAGGAACAGUGCGGUAAUAGUUGUAGUUUCGACACGAGGACGAGGACAACGAUUUUCCGACAGCAAAAAUCCGUGUUCAGGACUUUUGACUGAAGCAGAAGAUUGAACGAAAAUGGUGAUUUUGAACUUGGCGUCGUCGAUCGCCCAUUUCGUGAAGGUGCGACACCUGAUCGACAGGGCCAUCACCGACAACAUGGUCUUCAGAAUGCAUUACAGAACCACAGCGGCCAUGCUAAUCUUCAGCUGCCUCAUUGUCACUACCAAUAACUUGAUAGGAGAUCCCAUUAGCUGUAUGUCUGAUGGCUCGGUGGGUUCGGUGAUCAACACGUAUUGCUGGAUCACAUACACGUUCACGUUACCGGAUAACCUCGCCAAACCCGUGGGCACGCACGUGGCACACCCGGGUCUGGGCAACGAUCAAGAUGGCGAGAAGAGGUACCACUCGUAUUACCAGUGGGUGCCGUUCAUGCUUUUCUUCCAAGGUAUACUUUUCUACAUACCGCAUUGGAUGUGGAAACAGUGGGAGGAUGGGAAGAUCAGGAUAAUUACCGAGGGCAUGAGAGGCGCAAUGAUCGAGACUAAACAGGAGCGACAAGCAAAAAUUGACCGACUGGUCCAGUAUUUGAUCGAGACCUUGCAUUUGCACAACAGUUACGCCGCCGGAUACUUCUUUUGCGAGGCUCUCAACUUUGUUAAUACUAUUGGCAACAUAUUCUUCGUGGAUACCUUCCUGGGCGGUGCCUUCUUGACAUAUGGCACAGAGGUGAUCAAAUUCAGCAACAUGAAUCAGGAACAACGCUACGACCCGAUGAUCGCAAUAUUCCCUCGCGUCACCAAGUGUACUUUCCACAAGUUUGGUGCUUCCGGCACGAUCCAGAAACACGACGCUCUCUGCGUGCUCGCGCUCAACAUUCUCAAUGAGAAGAUCUACAUUCUGUUAUGGUUCUGGUUCAUCAUCUUAGCAGUUAUGUCCGGUCUGGCGAUGUUGUACAGCAUCGUCAUCGUGCUGAUGCCCAGCAUACGCGAGACGAUUAUCAGAAAGCGUUACAAAUUCGGCACCCCAGCGUCGGUUAGCGCGCUCAUCCGAAAAACACAAGUCGGUGAUUUUCUUUUGCUUUAUCUGCUGGGCCAAAACAUGAAUCUCAUGAUGUUCACCGAAGUGCUACAGGAAUACAGUCGUCGAUUGCAGUUUGGUGGCAGCAGCAGUGGCGCUUCGCCGACAUCGAUGCCGUCGGCGCCCAGCACCCUGGAAAUGCCGAUAUAUCCGGAGAUCGUUGAUAAAUACGGCAAGGAUACCGAGAAAUAUGGCAAGGACACCGAGAUCUAGACACGAGAACAAAAUGUCGAUCUAAUUUCCUUUUACUGCCCCUCAUUUUCCCGUUCUACUUUGUUUAUAUUUUAUAUUGUGAUAAUAUCGGGGACGGUUCUGCGGAUACCGUCGUCUCGGUGCCAAUAAACAAAAAGAACGGUUCGUGCUGUGUCGCCAGUCAGGUAAAAAUCACGUGUAUCUGAUGUGUUUCCACGCGUCUCUCUUGCUGCUUUGGUACUUGUGUUCGGCGUGGUUCUUCUCACCUAUUAACCGUCAACGCUCGUAAAACAUAAAAGCUCGACCUUUACGUUUUCGAGCCGGGAGUUUUCUGUUCAUUAUUCGAUCGUAAACACCAGCCGAGUUCUUUUUUUUUUAUGUUUACGUCUAAAGAAGCUUUCAAACACUUAUUCUGUAGCUUUUAACGUAUGACGUCGUGUAAUGCAUGUGCAAGCAUACAUUAACAAAAAAAUUAGAUUGUUACAAGUUACAGAAUAAGGUGGCUGUGUACGCGCAAAGACGUGGCCAAUCGAGAAGAAAGACACAAUGAUUCUCUGACUGAAGUUUUAUAUGAAAAUCUCGCUUUUCCAAUUACUUAUAUUAAGAUAUUAUAUAUAUAUUAAUUGUAUAUACGUUAUCAUGUAGUUUAAACCAACGCAAUCAACGGCGUUUAAUCAACUUCGUCAAAAUAUCAUUACUUAUCAUUAAUAUUCUCAUAUAUACAUAUAUGAGAUUAUUAUUUCAUAAUAAUCUCAUAUAUCGUCUUUCGUAAAAUCUGAGCUUAUAAACGUGAAAAACAUCGCGAGCCAACGUCAGUCCUCGUGACAUGUCAGUCUCUUUUUAUCCACAUAACGAACGUAAAUGUCGUUCGUUUUAACAGUUUUGUUUGCCGCACCCGUGCCACUGCCACUUUUUGCCGCAAGAUUUCUAUUUGCAUUAAUAAGUUCUUAGAAAUUGUUCUGCUCGAGCGGCGCGGUGGCAAUCGUAAAAAGUAGGAUUUAAGUGUUUGCAUUUCGACGUGUCUAUUCACCCGAUCAAACAAGACGAAAAGUACGCCUGAUACUUUACACACUGGCAGCAGUUGCAGCACGAACUUGUGUUAGAUUAUAUAUGAAAAAAAAAAUACCAAUAAAUAUACGCGCUGUAUUUUUUUCUCGAUGAAGCGUGUUUUCACGUGUGUCUGUUUUAUGACGAAGAUAAGAUCGCGAGAACGUCUAGCUCUUCCAUCCUAGAUAAAAAAUUGCAUGUCUUUUUUUAUUAUCAAUUCAAGUUAUUAGUAAUUAGUAAUUUACAAUUACUAAUCUCUUCUUCUUCUACAUAUCAAACUCAUAUCUCAUGGCGAUUCGAGCAAGAAUAACAGAUUAACACGUGUUUUACACGUGUGUAACGUAGGUUCGUCAAAUCUUUGGUUUAUAUCACAAAUGUAACAUUCCUUUUUUUUUCUUUGCAUUUUUGCAUUUUUGCAAGUUCUCGAGGAUAAUUGAGAAAAAGCGAAAGUUGAAAGCGCUAUAUACAACAAGACAAAUGUUUGCGCGCAAUAUUUUGCGACACUAGCUCUGCCGUGAUACGUAACAAACAAUGCACCGCAGAUUGCUCGUGUCCAAUAAGGGAGUGCGGCAAUAUUUUCGACAUCAAGAGCGAAUCAAUCUCGUGAGAGAGAGAGAGAGAGAGAGAGAGAGAUUAUCUUAUUAUUCGUGCAACGACGAAUGUCAUAUUACACGAUCUCAUCACGACGACACAAGCAUUAUAAAAAAAAAAAGACAGGAACUUCCGCUCUACAGCAAAUCUGCCUUGUUUUGUUUUUUUUUUUUUUUUGAACAAUUAUGCGAAUAUAUGUACAUGUAUAUUAUACGUAAUAUGAAUAUUGCAAGUUUUUUUUUGCGACGUGUCAAUAAUCUCGCACGCGUCGCGAUGAUAGAAGAAAGCAUUACUUAAACACGCCCGAAUAGAAGAUACAAUCUAUACUGCCUAAGUAGUCUAAUAAAUAUAGAAUAUAGGGAAUAUACAUCAAUAUGUUUCAGAAGAAUAUCAAUGCCUGUAGUAAGACUAUAAAUUUGUACAGCGAGAAAUGUUUGUGUGUUCGAGGUUAAAGUGAAUGGGAGGGGGCAAUUAAAAUUCAAAACUAUAAAAAGGAAGAAUAAGAUCUCGCGAAUAAAAAAAAAAGACAAGCACAGCGGUGUGAAUCGACCACGUUCUUUCUUUUAUGUUUAUUUCUUAGAUCACUAUAGUGGAUCUUUGUUUAAGAGAAUUGCUCAUUGACUCAAUUUGCAGCUUUCGAAAUUUAAAAAAAAAAAGAAA